AUGGCAUCUGCGGGCCUCCCGCGCUCCAGCUCCAAUGUUUCUGAACCUCGCGCUUCCCUCAGGUCGCGAAGCAGCGUUGCCGCUUCCAACACCACUCGACACCAUACACCGCGAUCCCUGCCACCAUGGAUAGACUCCUACGAAGCACGGUACGGGUCGCCGACCGAAGACCAGCUCCGCGCACUUGACUGCCCCCCUCCCCGGGCCGCGCAAUCUCACCACAAUCAUUCCCCCAGCCAGCCCCAACGACGGAUCUCCAAAGAUGGCUACGUGUACGAUUUUGGAGGCGUGUUACCUACUGAUGAGGCACCGAGGACCUCGCGAGCAAGGUUACGAAAAUUCAUUUUGCGCAAAGAUGCUGCGGAGCGAGGGAGGAAAUGGGACCACUUGCGCUCAGCCGAGCCUGUGAUUGUGCCUCGAUAUAGCCGGGCAACACCCAACUCACCAUGGCGAAGCUAUCUGCAAUCCUCUCGAUACGGCCAUCUUCCAGGGGAACAUGCUCAGAUCGUUGACCCCGAGGUGCUUAAAGAGCUCCAGCCCAGCUUCGAUAACCCCAUUGAGCCGCCACGACUUCUCGACUCAGCCGGAAACCGGUCCGCAAGGAACAAACUGCUCUACAAGAGAGCUUGGCGGGUCAUCUUACAACACCCAUUGGUGCCUUUGGCUUUCCGCCUUACGGUUCUCCUCACCUCCAUAGUGGCUCUCGCCCUCUCAGCCAAGAUCUUCCAAAUAGAAAACGGCGAGACGGAAACAAACACUUCGGAACGGACACAGUCCAUUGUCGCUAUCGUGGUAGAUACGGUAGCGGUCCCCUAUAUCGGCUACAUGACAUGGGAUGAAUACACUGGCAAGCCAUUGGGACUGCGGCCAGCCACACAGAAGAUUUCGCUUGUCCUGAUGGACUUGUUUUUCAUUAUAUUCAAAUCCGCAAGCACAACACUGGCCUUCGAGGCCCUCGUCUUUCACAACUCCUUGGACCGUCAGGUGAGCCAAUACAGUCAAGCGUUGGCUGCGUUUCAGACCGUCGGUUUGAUAUCAUGGAGCUUCACUUUCACCGUGAACGUAUUCCGCCUCGUACAGAAGCUGGGAAGGGGCGAAGACGAACGUAGAUAG
Messenger RNA from Podospora anserina S mat+, 1113 nucleotides. RefSeq lists its product as uncharacterized. Gene Ontology annotation, biological process: positive regulation of catalytic activity. The transcript is spliced from 2 exons. NCBI's taxonomy places the organism in Eukaryota, Fungi, Ascomycota, Sordariomycetes, Sordariales, Podosporaceae. Gene Ontology annotation, cellular component: cell periphery; fungal-type vacuole. Bases 1 to 1113 code for a protein of 370 amino acids. The record is from RefSeq and is a predicted model, not a curated record.